AAUCCGGAAGUGUGUCUCACGCCACUGUUGUUGAAAGGUUUUGAAAGAAGUGGCGAGCGUCUUGUCAAAGAAUCGGUAUUUUUCUACAGAAGUGCUCUCAACAAGAUGGGGGUAACCUGUGUGUGCCAGGUUCCAGUGGCGGAGGGGAAGAGUGUGCAGCAGACUGUGGACAUGCUGCACAAGAAACUUGAACAGCUGGGUUCAGUAAAGCAAGGCAGUUUCUGGGUGGACUGUGAGACCUACCAUGCUACUGGUAACUCAGGCGGUCAGACAUCCAAGCUGCUGUACCUCAUGCACAACUCUGAGACGCCCCUCAGCUGCAUGGCCCUGUUUGAGGGCGGGCCCUACCUCACAGCCGACGUCAACUUCGACGUACUCAUGCUGAAGCUCAAGAGCCACUUCCAGAACGCCAAGGGCCACAAGGUGGAGAGCAGGGGGGCCCGCUACCGCUACUGUGACUUCCUGGUGAAAGUGGGGACCGUUACCAUGAGCUCCAGUGCGAGGGGCAUCUCAGUGGAGGUGGAGUACUGUGCCUGCGUGGUCCCAGGAGACUGCUGGAAUCUCAUGAAGGAAUUCAUGCAAAGUUUCUUGGGGGCGAACGUUCCAGAACUGCCCUCUGUCUUCACCUCCAAACCUGAAGGACUGUACGCCCCUUCAGACUGCAUGGAUACCAUGUCCCAGUAUCUUGAACUUUUCAGCAAAGUCCGAAAACAAGUGAAUCCAGGUGCAAGUGUACGCUAAGAGCCAGGGCUUCUGGUUGCCUUGGCGAGCCCCAGCGCAAAGACAUCUUAAAGGGCCACCAAACCUGUACAUGCCAAUGUAAUGAGGACCAAAGUUUCCCCCCCCCCUCUGUGGGCCUGGGACAACCGGUUUCCCUCCCAUCAGCUUCCCUGCUAAGAGUAUCCGCUCUGCUAUUUUUUUUAAAAAGCGGAACUGACUUCCAACACUGAAGAAGCUGUUGCAUUUGUGUGCCUGUUUGUUUGAGGCCUUUUUUAUCUACUUGGAGACUUCAUGAAUGACUCAUUACACAUUUUUUUACGUGAACUUGUAUUCCAAAGCAUGAUGAUGCAAAAAAUACAUAAGCAAUGCAAUAUAGAUCAUGCAUAGUUGGUGUAGUGUAUGUUUUGUGCAUUUUUCUUGUCUUGACUUUGGUUUAGCAAAUAUGCUUUCUGAAUAUUAAUUUGUUUUCCCAGGAAAUCGCUGUCUGUGGGUUUGUCGCCCAAUUAAAACAAAAAAGCACAUA
Messenger RNA from Engraulis encrasicolus (European anchovy), 1243 nucleotides. RefSeq names its product mediator complex subunit 20 (gene med20). The transcript has 4 exons. Gene Ontology annotation, biological process: regulation of transcription by RNA polymerase II. Gene Ontology annotation, molecular function: transcription coactivator activity. Lineage: Eukaryota; Metazoa; Chordata; Actinopteri; Clupeiformes; Engraulidae. Gene Ontology annotation, cellular component: mediator complex. Bases 106 to 741 code for a protein of 211 amino acids. The record is from RefSeq and is a predicted model, not a curated record.